Messenger RNA from Rhodamnia argentea, 2530 nucleotides. RefSeq names its product ABC transporter G family member 3. Gene Ontology annotation, cellular component: membrane. The transcript is spliced from 12 exons. The record is from RefSeq and is a predicted model, not a curated record. Bases 323 to 2494 code for a protein of 723 amino acids. Gene Ontology annotation, molecular function: ATP hydrolysis activity; ATP binding; ABC-type transporter activity. Lineage: Eukaryota; Viridiplantae; Streptophyta; Magnoliopsida; Myrtales; Myrtaceae.
CCAAAGCUGGGGAAUCGGAGAUGCCCCUAUAAAAAGCAAAGCCAGAGAACCCGGUUCGAUCGGGUCAAGUUACCCACGACCGCGUGCGUCACUACACUCGGGACUCACUUCACUCCACAGAGUGAAGUUCACUCCUUUUCACAUUCCCUCUCUCUCCAUCGCGGAGCUCGCGCUCAUAGGUAGAUCCAGGAUCCACCCCUGUUCAGGGAUUCGGGUAUGGUACUUAGUUUCAGAACAGUCUAACACCUUAAUACCUUAAAUUAUGUAUUAAAGAGGAGAAUCUUAGGUGUUUGUCCUACAUUUUGAGCAUCAGGAGAUCAGAAUGGAAGAAAUUCAAUCCCAGUCGGAUAAUUAUAGGUCUUCAUCGUCUUCCGCAAGCAGCCCUGCAAGUAGGGUGCCUUCAAGCAACUUCUUUUAUCUGCGAAAACCCGGUUCUCUUCGACAGCCCAUUUCGUUUGAGGAUUCCCCAGAGUGGGAGGACACAGACGUCGAUGUUAGAGUGGAGGAUGGCGGAGACUCCAUCCAUGUUGCGACCACUCCUGCUUCUCCAUCUCUUUCAAAGCUUAAUAGUGGGUCCUUGCCAUCCCCUCCUUUACCAGAGGGUGCAGUGGUUACUAGAAAGCUUGCAGGGGCAUCUGUUGUUUGGAGGGACUUAACUGUCACAAUCAAAGGUAAAAGGAAGUAUUCUGACAAGGUUGUGAAAAGUUCUAAUGGCUAUGCAUUGCCUGGAACAAUGACAGUGAUCAUGGGCCCUGGCAAAUCGGGGAAAUCCACUUUGUUAAGGGCAAUUGCAGGAAGAUUGCCUGAUUCAGCCAGAACGUACGGCGAAGUGUUUGUGAACGGGGCCAAAUCUCAUAUGCCUUAUGGGUCAUAUGGCUUUGUUGAGAGGGAAACCACUCUAAUUGGAUCCCUGACUGUUCGAGAGUUCUUGUACUACUCAGCAUUACUUCAACUACCAGGUUUCUUCUGUCAGAAAAGGAGUGUUGUGGAGGAUGCAAUACAUGCUAUGUCUUUGGGUGACUAUGCCAACAAGCUGAUUGGUGGUCAUUGUUAUAUGAAGGGCUUACCUAGUGGUGAAAGAAGACGUGUUAGCAUUGCCAGGGAACUUGUGAUGAGGCCUCAUAUUUUGUUCUUAGACGAGCCUCUUUAUCAUCUAGACAGCGUGUCUGCACUUCUCAUGAUGGUUACGUUGAAGAAACUUGCAAGCACCGGGUGUACCCUUAUAUUUACUAUCUAUCAGAGCAGCACUGAAGUAUUCGGCCUCUUUGACCGGAUAUGCCUGCUUUCAAAUGGAAAUACUCUAUUUUUUGGAGAAACAUUGGCCUGCUUACAGCACUUCUCCAAUGCUGGAUUUCCAUGCCCGAUAAUGCAAAGUCCUUCCGAUCACUUCCUACGUGCAAUAAACACAGACUUUGACAGGAUAAUUGCAAUGUGCAAAAACUGGCAGGAUGAUCAUGGCGAUCUCUCUUCAGUGAAUAUGGAUACUGCUGUGGCAAUACGCACCCUUGAAGCAACUUAUAAAUCAUCAGCCGAUGCAGCUGCAGUUGAGACAAUGAUAUUAAAACUCACUGAGAAGGAAGGUCCAACUCUAAAAAGCAGGGGAAAAGCUAGCUGUGGUACCCGAAUUGCAGUCCUCACAUGGAGAUCAUUACUUAUUAUGUCAAGGGAGUGGAAAUAUUAUUGGCUCCGCUUGAUUCUUUGCAUGCUUCUCACACUCUGUGUUGGCACAGUUUUUUCUGGCUUAGGACAUUCGUUGUCUUCUGUGGGGACUAGGGUUGCAGCAAUAUUUUCGUUCAUAUCAUUUGCUUCCCUCCUUAGCAUUGCUGGAGUACUGGCACAUAUUAAAGAAAUCAAGAUAUAUGCCAGUGAAAAAUCGAAUCAACAUUCUGGAGCACUGGUGUUCUUGCUUGGGCAACUUCUUUCCAGCAUUCCUUUCCUGUUUCUGAUCUCCAUCUCGUCAAGCCUCGUCUUCUAUUUCCUUGUUGGUCUGCGAGAUGAUUUCAGCUUAUUGAUGUACUUUGUGUUGAAUUUCUUCAUGUGCCUCCUUGUAAAUGAGGGGCUAAUGCUGGUAGUAGCUUCUGUUUGGCAAGAUAUUUUCUGGAGCAUCUUGACAUUAGUGUCCAUACACGUUGUAAUGAUGCUUUCUGCUGGCUACUUCAGAAUCCGAGAUGCUUUGCCUAGACCACUAUGGACAUAUCCAAUAUCCUACAUUGCCUUCCAUACCUACUCUAUACAGGGUCUCCUGGAAAACGAGUACCUAGGGACUUCUUUUGCCGUGGGGCAGGUGAGGACAAUUUCAGGUUACGAGGCUCUCCAGAACACGUAUGACAUUUCUCGCGACAGUAAUUCCAAGUGGGAGAAUCUUCUAAUCCUGUUUGUCAUGGCAGCCGUUUAUCGACUUUUAUCGUUUUUUCUGUUACAAUUUCGCAUAGGAACAGGCGCAUCUGUGCGCAAAAUUUUCCAAUGUAAACAGGACACGAGCAACACGAGAUGAACUGUGCAAUAAAAUUUUUGUUUGGCUUUGGCUCCA